AUGUUUGCCGUUCGCUUCUCCGUCCGACGCAUUACUUCCUCUUGGCUACCUCGAGCCAGUCAACUACGAUCGAUUUCCGACUUCCACGUUCCUCGCCCUGCCAAUGCUCCGAUCCCCGCAAUAAUGCAGAACACUCCCAGGAAACACUUCGCCGGCAAGCAGCGCAAGAAGGCCAAGAUCGAGAAGAAUAAGAGCAGUGGACACGAUGAGGUCCUCCUCGCCGACAUCAACAACCUUCUUAAGCGCAGUCAAUCCGAACAGGACGAAACCAAUGGCGAGGAUGCGCCCCAGGCUAUUCCCGAGAAAUUCACUGAAAUGGAUGUGAAGAUUUCUGAGCUUUCCUCGACCGGCGAUGGUCUAGCACUUUCAGAAAACGGAAAAUAUGUUUAUGUGGUUCCGUUCACAGUCCCGGGCGACACUGUGCGGGUCAAAGUGGUGAGGCAUUUCGAGUCGUUGUCAUACAGUUUGACCGAUUUCGUGAAAGUGAUUGAAGCCGGCCCCCAGAGAAAUGAUGCGCUCAUUAAUUGCAAAUACUUCGGAGAGUGUUCUGGUUGUCAGCUCCAGAUGAUGUCUUACGAUGACCAGCUAGCUCACAAGCGGCGCAUCGUGGAGAAAGCCUUUGCUAAUUUCUCUGGGCUGAUCCCAGAGCUUGUGCCCACAAUCGGAGAGACAUUCGCCUCGCCAAUGCAGUUUGGAUACCGCACGAAGCUCACACCGCAUUUCGAAAAUGGCGGCGGCCGCAAGGCCAAGAAUCAUAACGAAGAGGAGGAGGUCAAAGUUCCACCUAUUGGAUUUACAUACAAGAACCGACGCCUUGAUAUGGAUAUCGAGGAUUGCCCUCUGGGAACAGACAUUGUGCGGCGUGGUCUCACUAGUGAGCGGAAACGAGUUGCAGAGAACAUCCGUUCUUACAAGAGAGGUGCGACUCUUCUGAUGCGAGAGUCAACCACACGAGUGCCCAAGGAGUCGGCAACUACUUCCGACGGCGAAGCACCCAAGGCCAGCCCGAUCGUCCCAACACCAGGAGCAGACACGGGCGACGUGAUCCGCAUCGAGCACGAGAACUAUAUCGAGGAGAAGCGCUGCAUCACAGACAACAAUGCCACAAUGGUCGAGUACGUCGACGACUACAUCUUCAGCAACAAGGCAGGCGCCUUCUUCCAAAACAACAACUCAAUCCUGUCCGGCUUCACCGAGUUCAUCCGCUCCCAAGCCAUCCCCGCAGGCAACGACAAAGACCCACGCCCGAUCAAGUACCUCCUGGAUGCCUAUUCCGGCUCUGGUCUAUUCACCAUCACACUCUCCCCCCUCUUCAAAUCCAGUCUCGGUGUCGACGUAGCCGGCGAUUCCAUUAACUCAGCACGCGACAACGCCCGCGCAAACGAGCUCCCUAACACGGGCUUCGCUGCCGCUGAUGCCGCUGUUCUCUUCAAGGAUGUCCCUUACCCUGCCGAUCAGACUUUGCUCGUCAUUGACCCGCCUCGCAAGGGUUGCUCGGAUGACUUCUUGCGCCAGAUGCUUGACUUCAAACCCCGUCGUGUUGUUUACGUCAGUUGCAAUGUUCACACCCAGGCUCGCGAUGUGGCUGUCAUGGUUCAGGGUGAUGAGAAGAAGAAUGUGCGCUAUGAGAUCGAAAGUAUUCGUGGCUUUGACUUCUUCCCUCAGACCGGACAUGUGGAAGGUGUGGCUAUUUUGAAUCGCACUUCUUUCCCUCAGGCGGAGACUGCUCCUCAGACGGAAACUGCUUAA
This is a messenger RNA of Penicillium arizonense, 1749 nucleotides long. Its product is annotated as tRNA (uracil(54)-C(5))-methyltransferase. Gene Ontology annotation, molecular function: tRNA (uracil(54)-C5)-methyltransferase activity, S-adenosyl methionine-dependent. The transcript has a single exon. Lineage: Eukaryota; Fungi; Ascomycota; Eurotiomycetes; Eurotiales; Aspergillaceae. The coding region runs from base 1 to 1749 and encodes 582 amino acids. The record is from RefSeq and is a predicted model, not a curated record. Gene Ontology annotation, biological process: tRNA processing.